Molecule: messenger RNA, 471 nt
Organism: Hydatigera taeniaeformis
Lineage: Eukaryota; Metazoa; Platyhelminthes; Cestoda; Cyclophyllidea; Taeniidae
Source: the annotation of a GenBank genome assembly
AUCUUUGGUAGCGCACCAUCCGAAUCCACCGACUAUCCUUUCUCCUCUACGGCUACAAAUGCCAAUAAUGGAGGUAUUGGUAGCAGCGGUGGAACCAAGAAAAUCCCUCCCCCUCGGCCUCCUAAUCAGCCCAAUGUUAACAAGACUAAAGCCAGUAGCGUGGCAGAACCUUCGUCUCGCCAUGUUGAUUCUCCGAAAAGUCGAUUCCGCGGCGCUUUCGACAAGAUCGGAGGCAAUGAAACUUCCUCACGGGGACGCGGCGCAUUCCGCAUUGCUAGUGGUGGAAGUGGUGGGAGAGACGCAGCAACGGCUGCGGCCUCAAUGAAUGAGGCAGAACAAAUACGUUGGGCUACUCGUGAGAGCCGACGAGCGGCACAACAGGAGGAAAAACUACGUGCUCAAGAAGAGGCCGAUUUGGAAUUGGCUCUGCGGCUCUCGCGUCUUGAGGCGUUGGCUCGCGGAACGAAUUAA